CAGGAAAUGGCAAAUUCAUUGGCAGCAUGCCCACUGCUAGGCCUACAACGACGUCUAGAUAUGUUUUUACAGUAAUUUCGCCGUCUGUAACCGAGGGGAAAACAGUUAACUCACAGUAAGCUAGGACAUCGACACGUAGCAACCCUUGCUGUUCUAUAUUGACAUCCAAAGGGAAGGAAAACGGUCCAACUGGUUAGCUAGCUAACGCCACAAUCAGUGCCACACAUACGUAGUUGGUUCGCUGUCCAUGGUGCUGAAGUUGAUCAUAUUUGCAUUGCAGCCAUAAACCAAGGAGUAGCUAAUAAUAUGAGCGUCAACACUGUCCCCUGUACUGUGAAGCCUGCUGUCACCCUGCAGAUUGAAGAUGCUAAGACUGAUUCAAGUCGUCCCGGUGUCUAUGUCGUAGAUGUUACACUUCCUAUAGGACAGACUGUCAACAUCCAGGAGAUCUCCUUUAAGAACUACUACACAGCAUACGUGUCGAUGCGUCUACUGAGGAGAGAUGGGGAGGGGGCAGCUAAGUGGGCUACAUGUCUGAGGAACCACUGUUUGAUGCCCAGCCCACACACUGAAGAGGGGUCACAAGACUACUGCUCUGUCUACAGACAACAGAUGCUGAUGGAGCCAGAUCAUGUGACUUCAGUGAGACUGAUCCUGCGACAGCCUUCGUCAGCCUGGCUGAAUUUCACUGUGGAGGAGAUUAAACUACACCCCUGUUUAAAUGAGGAUUCAGAGUGGGACAUUCCUGAUUGGUUGUCAGACCUCACACAGGUUGACCAACUGUGUGAUUUACAGGGUCUUCCAGAUCCUCAGACGGUAUCUUCCAGUAUUCAGCAGAUGUGGGCGUUAACAGAGGUCAUGCAGACCAACCAGACCACUGCUUCCAUAGGACGCUUCGAUGUUGAUGGCUGCUACGAUAUCAACUUGCUGUCCUUCACUUAACAAGGAAUUGACUGGAGGUUAAUUUUACAUGGAGCCAUCUAUGGUGUUGCUGGUAAAAUGUGAAAAUCACCAUUGCUCUCCCAAAGUGUAUUUGAUUAAUUGCCUGUUAUAUUUAAGUUUUAUGAAAAGUAUAUUUAUUUGUGAAAAACUAAACUUUGAAUAGUUUGUUUUUUGUUUUGUUUAUUUUUUAACAACUUGCCCACCUUUGCCACUCAUGAUUGUAACGUUGUUUAUUAUAGAAGUCCAACAGAAGAGAGAUGCAUGUUGGCCUUCAGCCAGAUGAGGGCAGUAGUGAGCGCUAAGGAGACGCUGUGAACUAACUAUCUGAGAUGUGGAUAUAGCAUGCUGGCUGCUGUUGUUGGUGGUUUGCCGUCUCCAACUCUCUUAUUGUAAGUUAUUCAUGAAUAAUACGAAUGUCUAAUUACCCUUCAAUGCAAAACAUAAUUUCCAUCAACAUUGUACUGAAGAAUGAGGUGAAGGAAUUGAUAUGCUAUACUUAUUCAUGGACGCCCAACCUUUUGACGUAACAUAUUAUGGGCCUUACAAGACGACAUCAUAAAGGCUCAUAUAGAAAGUCAUUCAUUCAACAGAUGGGUUCUGUUAUUAUAUUCAAAUGAUAUUCCUGUAUCCUACAAGCAGUCGUAUGUACGUAGAUUAACCAGCCGUUGGGUGCAGACCAUUUGGUCGGUCUUUUACAGAACGAAUGAAAUAAAUGUAUAUUGAAAAGGAACGUU
This is a messenger RNA of Coregonus clupeaformis (lake whitefish), 1676 nucleotides long. It is a transcript of the gene nicn1, whose product is annotated as nicolin 1. Gene Ontology annotation, cellular component: nucleoplasm. The record is from RefSeq and is a predicted model, not a curated record. NCBI's taxonomy places the organism in Eukaryota, Metazoa, Chordata, Actinopteri, Salmoniformes, Salmonidae. Bases 307 to 942 code for a protein of 211 amino acids. The transcript is spliced from 8 exons.